Molecule: messenger RNA, 2963 nt
Organism: Carcharodon carcharias (great white shark)
Lineage: Eukaryota; Metazoa; Chordata; Chondrichthyes; Lamniformes; Lamnidae
Gene: trmt44
Product: tRNA methyltransferase 44 homolog
Exons: 13
Coding region: 30-2087 (685 amino acids)
Biological process (GO): tRNA methylation
Molecular function (GO): metal ion binding; tRNA (uridine) methyltransferase activity
Source: RefSeq, a predicted model, not a curated record
GCUGGUUUCCGUGGUGACAGGCGGUGGCAAUGCUGCUUGAGGAGCUGCAAUUGCGGCUGGAGCCCGGCGUGGCUGAAGUGUCGGCCGGUUUCUGGGCUGCGCUCGACGUGUGGACGCUGAAGCCGCAGGUGGCGAACCGGCGGCUGAGUGGCUGCCGGCUGGAGGCCGAGAGGGAGGCGCGCUGCUCUGCCGCGGGGCUGAGGCCGCUCUUGGCCGAGCUGCUGCCGGGCUUGAGUUGUGGGUCAGGCCGGGAGUUGAAUGAGAUUCUCCCCGCCGUGAUUGCAGAGCCGGCCGGCGGGCAGCUCAAGGUGAUCUUACGGACUGUGAUUCCCAAAACACAGGCGGAGAGUUGCAGAGAAAUAGUUUUCCAAGAUUUUGAAAACAGCACAGCAACAUUUAUCCCAGUAGAGGGGAAUAUUUCAAGAAGUUGCAAGUUCAAGAAGAGCAAUAUUUACACUUUUAAACUUCGACAAGUUGAAGAAAAUGAGUUAUGGACAAGUCGCAAGAUAAAGCAACAGAAAAGGGAACAACAUUUUAUACUGCAUAAGAGGAGAGUGCUGAUUGGUUGGUUUAUUUCUAUUUCCAUAAUGUGCCCUGAAGAAUGGGUUGCAGAUGGGAUUUUGUAUCCCAAAACAGCAUGGCUUUCAAAUGUAUUGCUUCCAAAGAUUGUGAAAUGGUCUACAGAGAACAAAAAGAGUAAUUUUAAGGACACGCUUUCCCUCAUUUCUGUGGAAAAAUAUAGUAAAUGUUACCACCGUCUAAAAGCAAAAUACAAAGAAAUGGUCAAGAUUUGGCCUGAAGUUACAAAUCCCGAAAAAUUUGUAUAUGAAGAUGUCGCCAUUGCAACAUACUUACUGGUUCUUUGGGAAGAUGAGCGUGCAGAAAAAGGCCUGACUGCCAAACAGUCCUUUAUAGAUUUGGGAUGUGGUAAUGGAUUACUGGUUCAUAUCCUGACUAAUGAAGGGCAUCCUGGUAGAGGCAUAGAUGUGAGGAAGAGGAGGAUUUGGGAUAUGUAUGGUCCACAGACAUGUCUCAAGGAAUGUGCCAUUACACCAAGUGAUGACUUCCUUUUUCCGGAUGUGGACUGGAUAAUUGGCAACCAUUCAGAUGAGCUAACACCAUGGAUUCCUGUUGUUGCAGCAAGGUCAUCCUAUUCAUGCCGCUACUUUGUCCUGCCUUGUUGUUUCUUUGAUUUUUAUGGAAAGUACUGUCGAAGACAGACCAAAAGCACACAAUACAGAGCAUACCUGGAUUUCAUUACAGAAGUGGGUUCGAUUUGUGGUUUUAAAGUUGAGGAAGACUGCCUUCGAAUUCCAUCUACAAAACGGGUUUGCUUGAUUGGUAGUCAAAGGACAUAUUCUCCCUCUGGCGAAGAAAAGUUGGAUGAAGAACGAAUGCAAUAUAUUAGGGAGAGAUAUUCUUGUACAUUAUUUACAGGAAACAAUAAUUGUAGUGAGGUGAAAGACUCUGCUUCACUUUUUAGUCAUGACAUUACGGAUUGUUCAAAUAUUGAUGAUGACAUGGUUCGAGAUACUUCUGUUGAAACUAAUUUUUUUGUGCCCAGCAAGUGGGUGGCUGGAUUCCAACCUAGAGAGAAAGUGGAGAAAGUUAGAAACUGUGCUACUUUGCCUCGGGACUUUGUUGAUGAUAUAGUGUUGCAGGUAGCUAAAACACUUUUGAAAACAAAUCAGGACAACUGUGAAAAUAGCGCUAAUAAAGACAGUUCAGGAUACUGGAACAAAGGAGGAACCCUGCCUCUGAAAAAUGUGGCAGAUCUUCUGGACUGCGAUAUUUUACAAAAAUUAAAAAAGGAAUGUGGAGGUUUGAAGACCCUGUUAAGAAACAAUUAUCAAGUAUUUGAAGUUGUCCAUGGAAAGGUUCAGAUCCGUGACUGGUCAAAAGAAAAGCAACCAAAAAUACUGCCAUCAGAUACAAAAAGCAAAUUACCUUCUGAAGCACAUAAGACACGUCUCUGCUGGUUCUUUGUUAAUCAUCCUGAUGGAUGUCCUCGAACUGCGGAAAAGUGCCCAUUUGCACAUGGAACAGAAGAAUUGCGAGCUCGUGCAAAUAGCAGAAAAAUAAAGUAGUGCCUUACAUCACAGAACCCAAUGGAGGAAUGCAGGCUUAAGCUUAAGGAGUCCUCAGAGGAGAACCAGCAAUCUGAAGAUGCACAUCAAAGAACUCCUAUGCACCCUCCACCAGCACACGUACAUACACCUUGGGUGGUCCAAUAUCAAAGAUAGAUAGGACAUGAGAACAUAAGAAAUAGAAGCAAGAGUAGACCAUACAACCCCUCGAGCCUGCCCUGCCAUUCAGUACAAUCAUGGCUGAUCUUCUCCCUCAACACCACUUUCCCACCCAGUCCCCAUUGAAGGAGAUGAAGCAGUUAACCUCGGUGCACAGAAGGAAUGAAUUAACUGAAACUCUGACUCAUGGUCGGUUUGGAGAACAUUAACAACUGGACAAUGCCAUAUAUUUAAUGAAAUUAUGAACCAUGAUCAGUUACUGGCAAGAAUAGAAGAUGCAUUAACACCUGAACGAUGCUAUGAACUAAGUGCCCAUCACCAUGAGGGAAAUCACUUUAUCUUCUAUUGUGUAAACAGCAGGGGAGGAGAUAAGGAAUUGUCUUUGACCUUGCAGUUCUGCAUAGCUCAGGAGAUUGAAAGAUCAGGAUAAAGAUGUAUGGAAGACCAGGUGAUCCAGCAGGCUGUUAACUGAAUCUAUACCUGAGGCCCAGGUGUGUGAUAGUGUGACUGGGACACUAAAAAAAGACAACAUCAAAGCAAAGAGACUGCAGUCAGGUGGAGAAGGACAGGAACCGGUCAUCUCCAGAUCCAGGCCUACAAUCAACACCACGAACAACCAGCUGUGUGGGUGAUUGUAACUUUCAGUCAAAUCAUAAAGGGGCUUGUACUGGGGUAUUGUUGGUUUAAUAAACUAACGAGUUUAAGGUUGAGCCAAAA